This is a messenger RNA of Antechinus flavipes (yellow-footed antechinus), 8146 nucleotides long. RefSeq names its product t-complex 11 like 1 (gene TCP11L1). The transcript is spliced from 10 exons. Gene Ontology annotation, biological process: signal transduction. Lineage: Eukaryota; Metazoa; Chordata; Mammalia; Dasyuromorphia; Dasyuridae. Bases 236 to 1768 code for a protein of 510 amino acids. The record is from RefSeq and is a predicted model, not a curated record.
UCCCUGCGCACUGCCGGCGGCGGCGCCGUGCUCCCGCGCUCCCCGCCCCCCGCCCUCCGAGGACCGCUGGGCGGCUUCCCAGCGAGAGGCGCACGGGGUUCGGCUGCUCUAGGCCCGCCCUCUGCCCGCUGCCGCCCCUGCUCCCGCUCCAGCGUCCGCCUGAGUCACGGUGGUGCUUGUUGCUGAGCCUCUGGGCCCCGGCGCGGCUCGCGGAAAUCGGAUAAACCCACUGAGGAUGUCCGAGAACCACGACGAUAAGCCUCACCCAAGCGAUUCAGAGCGAGCCCUAGAAGAUGGUGUAGAGGGGUCUGACGAGUCCGUCCGGAAGCGGAUCCGGCAGAGCACUCCCAGCCCUCAGAGACUGCCCAGACCUCAGUCUAGUCCUCCUCGAUUUGUAUCAGUGGAUGAACUCAUGGAGACGGUCAAAGGAGUUACUAAUAUGGCAUUGGCCCAUGAAAUUGUAGUGAAUGGGGACUUCCAGAUAAAACCAACAGCACUGCCAGAAGACAGCUUGGAGAAGAGAGUCAGGGAGAUUGUCCAUAAAGCUUUCUGGGAUUGCUUGAGUGUCCAACUAAGUGAAGAUCCACCAACUUAUGACCAUGCCAUCAAGCUUGUUGGGGAAAUCAAAGAGACCCUCUUAUCUUUCUUGCUGCCUGGUCACAGUAGAUUGAGAAACCAGAUCAGCGAAGUCCUCGAUCUGGACCUGAUAAAGCAGGAGGCAGAGAAUGGAGCCCUGGACAUUUCCAGACUGGCUGAAUUCAUCAUUGGGAUGAUGGGAACACUCUGUGCCCCAGCUAGAGAUGAGGAGAUUAAGAAAUUGAAGGACAUUAAGGAAAUAGUUCCCCUUUUCAGGGCACUGUUUUCCGUGCUAGACCUAAUGAAGGUAGACAUGGCUAACUUUGCUGUCAGUAGCAUUAGGCCGCAUCUCAUGCACCAGUCAGUUGAAUAUGAAAGGAAGAAGUUUCAAGAAUUUUUCGAGAAACAACCAAAUGCCCUGGACCUGGUCACCCAGUGGCUGCAAGAGGCCUCAGAAGACCUCAUUAACCAGAGGAGCCGGAACUCCCUGAUGGCCAGGGAGGGGGCCGCGGGCUCUGAGGAGACAGCCGCGCUGUGCCCGCUGACCAUCCAGAACCACGCCUACAUGAAGCUGCUGAAGUGGGAUCACACGCACCGGCCCUUCCCCGAAACUGUCCUGAUGGACCAGCCUCGCUUCCAGGAGAUGCAGCAGGAGCUCGAGAGGCUCAGCGUGGUGGGGGCGACCCUGCUGGUCACUUACAGCGCCUCUGCCCCAGGGGUGUCCAGCCUCGCUGGCUUUGCUGAGAAGCUCAAGAUGGUGGUCCAGGUCCUGCUGACAGACAUGCAUCUGCCUUCCUUUAAUCUGGACGAAGCCCUUGCCACCGUCGGGGAGAAAGUGUGCGUGGAGGUGGCUGGCUGCCUGGCCCAGUGUGGAUUCACCCCUUUCAGCGCCGACAAGGAGAUCGCCCUCAAAGGACAGAUUCAAGCCAUUGCCAGCCCCGAGGACCCCAUCCGCAGGCUUGUGGAUGCCAGAAUCCAGGCCUUUUUGGAGGCUCACCUGGCCUCUGGCCUCCAGAAGUCUCUCCCUGCCGUUCCUGGGGGCCUGGGCCCCGUCCAGAAGGAGUUGGAGGAGGUGGCCGUCAAGUUUGUGCGCCUGGUCAACUACAACAGGAUGGUUUUCAGCCCCUACUACGACGCCAUCCUCAGUAAGCUAUUGAGGCCGGAGGGCCCCCGGGGGUCGGUCAGCUCGUAGAGGCCCCCGCCAGCAGCAGCCGCAGCGCAGUGUUCUUUAGUUGGCUUCCAACCCCUGUUCUCUCCCGUAUUGUUGCUUUGGAAAAUGGCUUUCUCUCUAAUACAUUCCUUUCUCAGCAUUGACUCUAAAAGGGAAACCGUGUCACCGUAAAACAAGCUGGAUGCAGCCUGCUCCGGGGGCCGUGCGGGUUUACGAGGGGGCGUUACAGGCGGAAGGAACCCCCGCUUCCUGCACUCUCAGGGGAACGCUGGGCCCCGGAGGAGCCGAGCUGACCCUGGGCCUCUUCUCGGGGGCCGGGGGCUCAGCUUCCGGACACUCGGCGGGUGUAGGCAGGAAAAGGUCAAGCAAGCUCGCCCUGGAGAGGCUGGCGUGGAGCCGGACGUCCGGGAAAAUGACCUCCGGCCUUGCCGCCUCUCCUGGGCUCUCCCGGGCGUGGCUCCUGCCAGGCCCAAGGGCCUCUGGCGCUCAGAGGAGGCUCGUGUUUCUAGAGGAUUUUUUCUGGUUAUCGGGAAUUCGCUCUUUGCUGUUGAAUGAACCUGAGCCUGUGUUCAGGGCCCGGAGAAGGAGAUUUCUGACUUGGAGUGUUUGGAAUUGGGGGGAAUCUCUUUUUUUGGGGGGAAGACAUCACUUUGGUUGCUCAGAAGGUCCCUUGAGGCGUAGAUGGAGAUCUUGCUUUCUGGUAGUGGACAGGAUGGCAGGGAGGAGUCCGGGGGUGAGUGCCCUUAAAUUCUCUCAGGUGAGCUUAUGUGGCGCCCAUGAUUUCCGAGCCAGCUUCGGCCAGGUCCCUCUCUGAUUUUGGGGACUGCCCUUUGAACCUGCCCCCUUGCUUGGGAUCCUGCACGGUCUCAGGGGCUCGCCAGUUUGAAUCCUGGCAUUUCAUAGCCCAGCACCCCACUCCCUGCCUGAAACCUUGGGCGGGCCUCCCUGGCCCUUAUGUGGAGGGCCUGAUGGUGGAAUGGGCGCAGCCCUGCAGUUCCUUCUGGGUCUGGGGCUCACCCAGGCCCUGCCCCAAGGGGGUAACUGCAAGAACAAGGGGAGGACUGGGGCAUCCUCUGAAUUCAGACUCCCCUGAACUGCUCGGGUCCCAAGGCAAGCUCCAGAGAUCCCAUUCCAGACAACUUCUAAAUAACUUGUGGAAUCAUUGGGGAAAAUAAGUCUGAAUAGGAUCGGGGGCCAAAUCAGCCCAUUGGGCAGCGUCAGCUUGCUUUGGAAAGGAGCUCUGGGAAAGACCCAGAAAUGGCCCCAGGAAGGUUCGGGUGAGUGGCCAGAGGCAGCCUGAGAGGAGCCGGUUUGAGCUCUGGGAGGUGGGAGCUACCAGAGGGGGCCCAGAGGGAAGCAGGUCCUCAGGAGCUGACCCCCAAGCCAGGGACAGCCUAAACCCCAGCCGGGCAUGCGGAGAUGGGCACAGAGGCCCAGGAGCAAGCGGACAAAGGGAGCAGAGGAGCUUUAGCACUGGACACUCCAAUACUUCGGCUCACAGUCUGGGGUGAGGGACUGGGAGAGGGGGGCUGGAUUAUGGGACCCUUGAUGCAAUGAGGCGACCCUUCCUGGCCCUCCCGCAGCCUCCGAGUGGUUGCUGUCCCAGGCGCCCUUUCGGGCAAAGUGGGAGACCUUUAGCCGGUGGUGCCCGGGCCCGGCACCAAAAAGGAAGCCAAGUACAAAUGCCACCGGGCCAAUUAUUUUAAAAGCUAGGGCUGAAGGCCGGGGUCUGGGCCCCACGUGCUUCCAAGGCAGCCUCCAGGUGACAGAAUGGGAGCUGCCUGUGGGAGGGGAGUAGGGGGUAGGAGGGGGCCUGCAGGGAAAGGGGGUCCCUGGAAAUCCUGACUCAGGCCCACCAGACUGCGGAGGCUGGAGUAGUGUAAACCAGAACCAGGUCCUGGGUGGGAAGUGUUGGGUCCAGGGUCACAGGGUCAUCGGCAGCAGAGCCCGAGGGUCAGCCGGGUGUGGUCACCCCAGAUCCAAUUUGUUUUCUCCUGAGCUCCCCAGAAGAAAUCUCCGUGUGAUAAACUGGCCCCGGGCGGGCACUCCCUCUGAGUGUGGCCUGAGGGCACAGAUGGAGGGAACUGACAGAAAGAGGUCAGGGGGCUUUUCUUUUCUGUCACGGCAGGGAGGCCCCUCCUCCUGAUGGAUAGGACCCUCUCCUUCCUCCCAAAAAGUCAUAAAGCCACCGGGAACGCCAGUGACCUUUCCCCCGGUUCCGGUUGAGAUUAAGGGCAAAAAACCCCUCUUUUGGGGUAUUUAGAUACUGUCUUUCCUAAAGUAUCCUGAGUCCCGGCUCCCGGCCAAUGACUUUCGUGGGGAGCUGUGGGGUGCUUGGGAGUGUUGAUUUGGGGAGGGAGGUUGACAGGAAGGGCGGGGGUCGGGGCCGCUAGCGCGUGGCUGGGGCUUGGAGCCGAGAGCCGAGGCCGACCAGGCAGAUGGUCACCGGCCCCUGCCGCCCGAGCUUCCACGGGUAUUCGCUGUCUCGGGGCGGGGAGGGCCGGGGUUCUGCACCGAGAUCUGUAAAUUCGUUUUCUCCCGUGGAGACCUUGCAGGCCCUUGGGCCGGGAAGGGAUUUGGGUUGUCAGAAGAAAAGCCUCGUUUCGCGGCGCUGAGUCAGGGCCUAGGGCCGGCGCUGCCUUAGCGGGGAGUGGGGGCCGGGAGGGGGCCGGCUCCCUUCGGCUCGUGGCUUUUUCUGGCGGAGCCUCCGCGGGAUGCCUCCGGGGACCUGCGGGCAUGGGCGUGGGGCGGGCCUGUCGUAGAAGGGGAGCGGGAGGUGGCGAGAGGCGGCCCCGGGUGGGUGAGGGCCGGAGAAGCGGCCGCCCGUCUCCGCCGCAUCCCAGCCUUGGCGACCCUUCUUCCCCCCGCGGCCUCCUCCAGUGGCCGUUCCACUAUUCUUGCCCCCGUGACACUGAGGAGAAAACGGGCUCAGGAAGGGGAGAAAUGGCGGGGCCGAAGCCGGCACGUGAAGGGCAGAGCGGGGCCGCAGCCUCCUGCCUCCCGACCCCGCCCGGUUUUAUCCGCGCUGUGGACUCUUGCGAUCUCAUUUUGUGUUUUUCACUUUGGGUUUUUUUUUCUUCAGUUAAAAUUUUAUUUUUUUCUCCCCUCCCCUCAUCCCGGGAAAGAAAAAGAAAAAAGGGCCGAGGAGCAGCCGGCUGGCGGAGGUGGGGCUCGGGGCCCUUUCAGAGGGCGCUCGGAGGAGCCGAGCUCCGGGGGAGGGUUUGGGCCCGCUGCCCACAGCGGGAGUGGGGGGGAGGCCUCGCCCAGGAGCCAGUUAUUCCCCCCGACAAACACGCCGUCAGCAGAGCGCGCUCGGCACUGGCCGCGGCCAAGAAACGCACGCGCCUCGGCCCGCGCCCCACGCCCCGCUUGUCUGCCAGAGGUGGGGCGCCGAGCUCCCUCCUUUUGGAGACAUGCGGCGGCCCGUGGGCAGCAGUCUUUGUAGGAGCUUACAGUCCGAGCGGAAAUGUCCGCGUGGGCCCGGGCAAACAGCCGAGGUACUGCCCGGGGUCGGCAGGAGGCUACAGGCGGGAGCUGUGUCCGGCUCUUAACCAAAGGUUCCGGGGCUCCCCGGCCUUGUGAACGCGUCAAAGCCUCAGCCCCGCUGGGGGUGGGAGAAGGGCCCAGCAGCUGGCGGGGAGGUCCCAGUGGGACCUGGCGGUGGGGUCCCGGAAGCCCAGAAAGGGAGGGAGGGAGGCCGGGCCUGCUGCUGCUGGCGGGAGGAGAAGGGGGCUACGCCACGACCCUUCAUUGUGAGGCGGCCCAGGCCCCUUGCCCGGAGAAUUGGGGGAGUGAACUUUGGUUCCAGGGUGACCCGAGCCGGUCACUUGGGUUUCCCCAGCCAUAAAGUGAGGGGACCCUGUGACCCCCCAGUCUGCUGGCCUGCCCCCCGCUCCGGAGCUGCAGCCGGUCUUCCCUUAGCCUCGGUCUCCCUUUAGCCCGUCCUUGACCCAGCUUCCUUUUGUCAGACAGUACUCCUGUCCCAACGGGCCUCGGCCGAGGAGCAGCUGGCUGGCGGAGGUGGGGGGGGGGGGGACUCGCCCGGUCGGACUUGUUGGAUUGUUUCUCCAGUCGGGGUCCUCGCCCAGGAGCCAGUUAUUCCCGACAAUAAGUGCGCGUCCUGAGAGCCCCUUAGUCCUCGGGCCAUGAAUGGUUUCUAAAGGGUUUGCGCCAAGCUGUGGGCAAGAAUGGCCCCGCGGGUCCCAGGAUACACCGGGGGACGCUGGGGGACCCUGGGGGACCCGCCAGACCUGGGAAUAGUCCGAUACAGGUUCUUUUCCUAUAAUCGCUGGCAGUUGAGGGUUCUAAAAUCUUUUGGAAAAUCAGCUGCCCCAUCCACAGAAUUUGGACCAAGGUAACUCCUACUAAUAAGGUCUCCAGAAGAUGGAGAAGCCUAAGUGCCCGUCAGCCGCCUGCAGACAGACAUUAGGUGUCAUAAUUCUAAGUUUUUUAAAGUAUCCCACAGUGGAAUUCAAUAAAUAUUUGCUAAAUUCAAUUUGUGUUUUACUGUUUGCGAAAUAUACUUUAGGGUUGGUUUUUAGAGGUUAGCUCCUGGAUCUAAGGGCACGAGCUAAUCUGACUAUUAGCUUGUUAGAAGUGCAUGUACCCAACUUGGUUGCCAAGAAGGAAAUAUGAGUUAAUUUAAUAUUCUGAAAUCCCCCAAACUGUAAAAUCAGUUCACAUAUACCAAAAAAUCAAGUUAUCAAGUAUUUAUAAAACUCAUUCAGCAAUAGCUUCUGAGGUAAAACUUUAGGAAGUUUUCUUCCUGUGAGAAAGAAACUCCUGUUGGAAAAUGAACAAUUUCUGAACAACAAAAAAACAUAAGAGGAAUUUCUGUAGAUACCAUCAUAAAUAAGUUCCAAGAAGUCUGCAUUGGCCCCUAUCAUCCAGAGCUCAGUCCCCACUGGCCAGUGGGCAUACCUCACUUAAGGGGUACCUUCAUUUUGGCGCUUGUUUUUGCUUUUAAAAAAAUUUCUAUUCCGGUCACAUGUAAAAACAAUUUUAACUUUUUUAUGAUUUUGAGUUCCAAAUUCUCUCCUUAAUAUUUUGAAUUUUUAUAGUUUUACUGAGUCAGAGCUCCAGAGCAAAGGCACCUAGAAAGCCAGCUAGGCCCACCCCUCAUUUUACAGAUUUAAAAAAAUGGAGGUCCAAGGAGAUUACAGUUGUUUUGCCCACAGUAAGAGCCAGGGGUGCGAUUUUUACUUGGUGCUCCAGUGAUCCUCCCCCAGGGGUCCUGAAUCAUCAGUUCUGCUUCACCGUCUUGUGAGAGGCUGUGCUCUGGGCUGUCCACUGCCACUUGUGCCCUUAGGGUUCGAGGCAGGGGCUCUCUGUAUCGGGGGCACCUUGUGGACAGCCUAACGAACCAAAUGGAAAGAACCCCCCACCCUCCAGAUGUGAGGAUAGUGAAUGAAAUAUGAAUAGCUGUCGGUAUUUAUCCUGACCACCUUAGCCGUACCUGGAGAACAUAAUGAGACUCACCCUACUAGUGACUAACUUUACAUAGUCUUAAUAUAGACUUGUAAUAUUCAAUAAAAUAGUGUUAUAUGUUUCUGCUUGUCACGCUUAAGCUCAGAUGCACUAGUGAGACUUUGCGUCUGAAAUGUCAUCGCUAAAUGUAACUGGUGUGGUGCAUGCCCCGUGAUAAUGCGAUCAAACCCUCUUUCUGCCUCUGCUUUUUCUUAGCUAUAGCCCUUCACUCUGAAUCGUCCUAUUCUGUGCUCAGCUGCCAGGCAAAUGCAAAACAGAUUAAUUCACCUCGAAUUAGCUCGGAAUGCUGCUGUAACAAACAGUUCCUUCAACACUUACUGUUCUCAAAACCCUUCACAGCUUUUGUUAUAACUUUAUAGGUGGAAUUAACGGGGUGAGCACCAUUUCACAUCAUCACUUGCACUGAAUGUGCAUGAUUCGUGGUUGAACAAACAGCGAUUAUGAGGGGUCCUCCGGAAAGGGGGGAUCAGCAGGGGAAGCGGUGGUAUUAAUAUCUUUCUCAAGUAAUUUUAUUUUAAAAACAAUAGUGAAACGUUGUAAUGUGCUAAACAAGAAACGGUGGUGAAAGGUCAGGAUGGCUAAAGGUUGGCCUGCGAUGCUUUUCAAAAGCUAUUUUCUGGACAGGGCACAAUUAAUUAAAUUCAAAUUCCUUGUAGAGGGGAAAUAGAGCCUAUUGCCUCAAGUACAGUCAAGACGGGACAUUUGAGUCAAGUGUGUAUUUGCAUUUGGCACAGAAACUGCAGGAUGACUGACUACUGCAAGUGUUUAAAUGGAUCCUUGAGGCUAAUGUGGAAAUACAUUUUACAUGACUUCAUUUGUUUAAUGACUAUCCUGUUUCUUGCCAUCUCAGUUGUUAGUAGGGAAGGGGAAAGAAAAUUUGGAACUGAAAAUAAAAAUUAUAUGAAAAGAGAA